UUUACUCACAAAGUCACAAGCAAAAAAAAAACCCAGUAAGGAAGGAACCUCAGAAAUCUGAAAAUUGAAAAUGUUGAGAAUCUUGGGGAAAUCCGGAAAGGUGCAGCCUAUUGAGGUCGGAUCUGGGUCAGACAUGGAGGAGUACGACGUCGUGGAGGACCUGUCUUCCUGGGAAUUCGUGAACCAAUCCGAUGACGAGGACGACGACCGCUACUCCUUCAACGAGGACGAUCUAGAUAACGACGAAAGCCAUGAUGAAAUUGCGAUGAAACGUGAAGAUCCAUUUCUUCUUGGCUCUCCAUCUUCCGAUAUCUCCAUGGAAUCGGUCUCGCCUCCCCAGAUCUCGAGCCCGCUUAAUGUCCCCUCAGUUGGGCUUAAUCAUGAUUACCGAUACAAUUAUGACUACGAACAUGAUUAUGCCAACAACGAUGAGGAUGAAGAUGAAGAUGAAGACGAAGACGAAGACGGGUACGAUUUGGACGAUGAAUUGGUUCCCAGAUGGGUGAGCGAUAAGCUUGGAAGGCAGCGGAUAAGGAAAAUGGGUAAAAGGGGAAGUCCGGUGAUGAACAAGGCUAAAGGCUUGCCCUAUUACUUCCACAAGCCAGGAUCUGUCCCCUCCAAACUAAGGUGAUUUCAUUUCAUUUGCCAAUAACAUGAACGUGACUGGUUCAUCAAACUUGGGCUGACUUAGGGAUCAUUUACCUUCUUGUAAAGCUGUUUAUGUGGAAUUACUUCUGUAAACAUGUUUCAGUAAAUGCAUUUCGAAUUUCGAUUUCCAGGUCUCUA
Ipomoea triloba (trilobed morning glory) is the source of this 786-nucleotide messenger RNA. RefSeq names its product nucleolin. NCBI's taxonomy places the organism in Eukaryota, Viridiplantae, Streptophyta, Magnoliopsida, Solanales, Convolvulaceae. The record is from RefSeq and is a predicted model, not a curated record. The coding region runs from base 71 to 631 and encodes 186 amino acids. The transcript has a single exon.